CCCGGAGGUCUGGAGCGCAGAAAGCUGAGCGCGCCAGUAUCUCCUUGGCGAGCCGAUCCAGCAGCUUCUCGUGCGCCCUGCGAGCACAGGCUCCAGAUUUCAUUUUGUGAUGGAGUCUGUGCAACCUGCAAAUCACUAUGAAGCUGAGAAUGAUUUUGAACUUCUAAUCCAUCUGCACCCACUUCCCAGGAGCUGGAAUUGUAGACUGUCGGAAGAGCCUGCUGGGACAUGUCAUCGUCGCUGGAUGCCUGGUGCUCGAUAGACAAUUGGCAGCACAAUAACCCCUCUGAGCAAAUACAGGAUGUCACCAGGAAUCAGAGCCUCGACAGAUUCAGACUUCCUGCGAUUCUAAAUGCUCUGUCCUGUGCAGUGAUAUCUUGUCCCUCUGAUAAACUGGCAUCUCAUCUGGCCACAGCAGGACACUGGAGGAAACAUCAUUGGCGUCCAAGGCCUAGAAGAUUGCCCCACCACACCAGGAAGCCACUGACUGUUCUUUGAAAUGCUGAGAAACUUGUUUCGGAGGAGACUUUUUUCUUAUCCUACAAAAUACUACUUUAUGUUUCUUGUCCUCUCUCUAAUUACCUUCUCUGUUUUAAGGAUUCAUCAGAAGCCUGAAUUUGUUAGUGUCAGACAUCUGGAGCUUACCGGAGAUGAUCCUAAGAGCAAUAUUAAUUGCACCAAAGUUUUACAGGGUGACCCAGAAGAAAUCCAGAAGGUGAAGCUUGAGAUUUUAACAGUGCAAUUCAAGAAGCGCCGGACGAGGACACCGCAUGACUAUAUAAACAUGACCCGUGAUUGUGCCUCUUUCAUCAGGACACGCAAAUAUAUUGUGGAGCCCCUUACUAAAGAAGAGGUAGGCUUUCCAAUUGCAUAUUCCAUAGUGGUUCAUCAUAAGAUUGAAAUGCUUGACAGGCUCCUGAGAGCCAUCUAUAUGCCUCAGAAUUUCUACUGCAUUCACGUGGACAAAAAAGCAGAGGAAUCCUUUUUAGACGCGGUGCGGGGCAUUGCAUCCUGCUUUGAUAAUGUCUUCGUGGCCAGCCGGUUGGAGAGUGUUGUUUAUGCAUCCUGGAGUCGGGUUCAGGCUGACCUCAACUGCAUGAAGGACCUGUACAGAAUGAGUGCAAGCUGGAAGUACUUGAUCAAUCUUUGUGGUAUGGAUUUCCCUAUUAAAACCAACUUGGAAAUUGUCAGGAAGCUCAAGUCCUUCAUAGGGGAGAACAACCUGGAAACUGAGAAGAUGCCUUCCAACAAGGAAGAGAGAUGGAAAAAAAGAUACGUCAUCAUUGAUGGGAAGCUGACAAACACUGGAGUAGGCAAAGCACAGCCUCCGCUCAAAACUCCUCUCUUUUCAGGCAGCGCCUACUUCGUGGUCAGUAGGGAAUAUGUAGGCUAUGUGCUGGAAAAUGAAAAUAUUCAAAAGUUCAUGGAGUGGGCACAGGACACAUAUAGCCCAGAUGAGUUCCUCUGGGCCACCAUCCAAAGGAUCCCCAAAGUCCCUGGCUCUCGCCCCUCAAGCCAGAAGUAUGACUUGUCUGACAUGAACGCUGUUGCUAGGUUUGUCAAGUGGCAGUACUUCGAAGGUGAUGUUUCCAACGGCGCGCCUUAUCCACCAUGCAGUGGUACCCACGUGCGCUCCGUGUGCGUGUUUGGAGCUGGUGACUUGAGCUGGAUGCUGCACAAACACCACUUUUUUGCCAAUAAGUUUGACAUGGAUGUCGACCCCUUUGCCAUCCAGUGUUUGGAUGAACAUCUGAGGCAUAAAGCCUUGGAGACCUUAGAACACUAAGCGCUGUUGGCAGCCCUGGGGAAGACAAGGAUGCACAAACUGUACCUUCAUCUGCUUCCCCUCUCUCCUAUGGGGUCCUCCUUGGGGUGAUGACUUUGAAGUCUUCCUGUCGGGGAAGCUGCAUGAAUCCUACAGAAUAUAGUUACAAGAGAGGUUGAUACAUCAAGUGUUCUAGAGGAAAUGUGAGGACCGAGUUAGGAUGGCUGGAGGCUGGGAAGAUUUUAUGCACAGAGGGGACCCAGGUGAUUGGAAAAAGAGACCAAUGAAAAACAUCAGCCUCGAGACCUAAUCAAAGAACCCAGGUACUUAAUCUAAGUGAGAUUUGAUUUAUGCCAAAAGCCUCUUGAGAAUUUUAAACAUGCGAUAAUUUUCUUGACAUGAAUAAAUUUGUAGCAUCAACCAAUCACAAAGAUAUGAUUUAUCUUGUAUGUUUCUUUUUUUUUUUUUUUUGGAAUAGACAUUUGAUUUUACUCUAAGUUAUCCUUGUAAAUAAUUUCCUUCCUGUUGUGAUUUUGGGUAGUGAGUCUCCACACAUCAUCUCAGGGAGCUUAAGAUAUGUUUGGCAUAAAUAACUCUGUCAUAAUUUUUGCUUAUAACUAUGCAUACAUGUUUUCAAAAGCAAGGGGAAAAAAGGACAGGGUCUAUUUUUUUUUAUUCGAUAUAUUUUUAUUUACAUUUCAAAUGGUUUCCCCUUUUCUGGCCCCCCACUCCUUUAAGGGUGUGUGGCCUGUGCCUGUGUCGCAGGGUGAUUGUUUAAGUUCAAGUGAUAGCGGCCAGGGCAAGAUAACAAGAACUCGUCUCUUUAAAAAGGAGAAGGCAGUCAACUCAGUUUUACAGACCUAUAUUUUUUUCUUUAUCUUGUUUUCCCAGACUGUGCAUACCGUUGAGCUGCACACAUGUCGCUGUCUUAGGACCCUAUAUCUGUAUUUUGGGUCUUCAGUGUGACCCAGUCACCUGUCACUAAUACCGAAAACCAGGGAGGGAGAAGUAAGGCGUCUGAGGGAAGAAGGGAAUCUGCUAAGCCGUUGCUAAGCCCCCAGCACAAGUCUUAGCCACUGGCUCUGGCCCAAGAAAUUAAGGCUUCUGCCUAUUGGAUCCAAUGGUGUUUCGGGUGGUGGCCUUCUCUCCUUGAGUAUUCAUGUUAUCUGCCCACUGGCUUUUCUUAUCCUGCUAGUUGCUAGUUUCUUCCUCUCUUGUGGCCUUGAUGAGAGGGAAAGAAGUGGAGAAGUACACCUGUGUCCACACAAAGUGUUUGAAAAGAGCUGUGGUAUUACAGUGUGUUUUCACCAAACGGUAUAGGCAACCGGUAUAGGGUUUCUUCAGUUCUUUUUUUUUUUUCCUCUAUUUUCUUUUCUUUUCUUUUUUUUGUAUUUUUUAAUUUAUUUUCUAUAUUCUUUGUUUACAUUCUAAAAGCUUUCCCCUUUCCCAGUCCCCCCCAUAUGUCCCAUAAGUCCUCUUAUCUCCAUCCAUUCUUCUAUCUUUCCCCCUCCCUUUUCUCUGUCCUGGUACUCCCCUACAAUGCUGGAUCAAGCCUUUCCAGGAUUAUGGCCCUCUUCUUCCUUCUUCAUGAGAAUCAUUUGAUAUGCUAAUUGUAUCUUCAGUAUUCAGAGUUUCAAGGCUAAUUAAUAUCCACUUAUCAAUGAUUGCAUUCCAUGUGUAUUCUUUUGUGAUUGUGUUACCUCGCUUAGGAUGAUAUUUUCCAGUUCCAUCCAUUUGCUUAAAAAAUUCAUGAAUCCAUUGUUUUUAAUUGCUGAAUAGUACUCCAUUGUGUAUAUAUACCACAUUUUCUGUAUCCAUUCCUCCACUGAGGGAUAUCUGGGUUCUUUCCAGCUUCUGGCUAUUAUAAAUAAGGCUGCUCUGAACAUAGUGGAGCAUGUGUCCUUACUGCAUGCUGGGGAAUCCUCUGGGUAUAUGCCCAGGAGAGGUAUAGCAGGGUCCUCCGGAAGUGUCAUGCUCAGUUUUCUUAGGAACCGCCAGACUGAUUUCCAGAGUGGUUGUACCAUCUUACAGCCCCACCAGCAGUGAAGGAGUGUUCCUCUUUCUCCACAUCCUCGCCAACACCUGCAGUCUCCUGAGUUUUUAACCUUAGCCAUUCUGAUGUGUGAGAUUCAGUUCUAUCUCUCAUCUCCAAUGCGGGGGUGGGGGGUGAUUGUUUGUUUGCUCUUAAUAUUAUUUAGCUAAAUAUUAUUUAGCUAAAUCUCAACUGUUCACCCAGAAUUCCAGUGAAUGUGAAGACUUGCCAUUUAAAUAACAAUCAUUAACCAUGUACCUUUAUUUCUAAAACAUACCCAACUCCAAUAAUUUACAAAAAAUCAUAAUAUCAGACAGUUUUAAGGCAUUCAAUUGAGAAAGUAUGUUUUCUGCCUCAAAACUAUAAACUAUUUUUUUAAUGACGACUCUCAUUAGAAAAACUGAGGAUCAGUAGACAAGCUGGGUUUGUGCUGAACCAAUAGAAACGUGUUUGCCGUGGGCCACCAGCAGUGAUGGAGAUGCAGCAGAUGCCCCGCACUGGCUUCUGAUUUCUCUCUUUAGUUUGCACCCAGGAUUUGUCCAAUGGUUCUUUUUAUAGAAAGGCUUUUAUUUAUGAGAUGGGGCAUCUUUUAAAACCAGCGGCACCUGGCGACAUAUCACUUGUGACUUAAACAGGUUUUUUUUUUUUCUUUUUCCAUAUUGAAAACAAAGGGUUAAAGCAGCAGUCUAGGGACCCAGCUAGCAGCAGCCCCACCCUGGCACCACCAGUGCUCAGCACAUCCAGCCGGGUUCGCUUUAUACUAGAUGAACUCUUGAAUUUUGCAAAACUGGAAAUUAACUUAUUUUAACUACAAGUACUUUUUAAAAAAAAUCAACUAUUUGAUGUUUAUUCAUCUAAACGCUUUUAUUGUAGUGGGGCUCUAUUUCAGUUAAAUGGCAAGUUUGAGGAUUUUUUUUACUUCUUAUUUUUAUUUUUAUUUUUUGCCCCACUAUAGGAGUCAAACUAGGAUUCCAGAAUCCCAGAGCCUUGAGUCAAUGCUGUGAAGCCCUCACACUUUGUGUUACCUCACCCUGUGACAUUGCACUUGUGGGACUAUGUCUGAGGCUGCAGUGUCCCAGUGCCUGACACAGGGCAUGUACAGUGUCUGUUUACCGUGACUCAAUGGAUUUUAUUUUUAGAGUUUUUCAAUAUGACUUAAAGCAAAAGAAAUUCAUACAGUGGGAUAAAUAACUCAGAGAACUACAAAGAGAACUUGGAAAUGAAACCUUUAGACACUCCAGAAGAGUAGAAUUCCAGUUCAUUUGGAGAGAUGCAGGCUUUGUUUACGUCGAGGUCAUGUUUGUUAGUAAACACUAAUUUUAAUGCUGUCAUUAAGGUCUUUUAUAGAAAAUUUUUAGUAAUCACAUUCACAAAUAAAAUGGGAUUCUAGUUCUUAAGUCAAUGAAGAUUAUAUGUAUCAUUUGUUAGAAAUAAGUUAAUUUAAUAAGAUUAUUUUAUAGACAAUUGCCAAGGUUGUUUCAAAGCCAAGGCUUAAAAUACAAGACAAAACAAAACAAAACAAAAAAAAAAAACAGUUUCACCUUAAAACCUGGGAACAUUAUUAUUUCUAAACAUUUGUUUGUGUCCUUUAUCUAGUAGAGUUCAUUUAAGUGGCUUUAUUUCCUCUUCCCAUGAUCCUGGUUGGUAGAGGCCGUGUAGGGUAGAUGGAACUGGAUAUCUUCAGUUGCUUAAAUAAUCAUUGUCAUGAAGUAUAAAAUGCAAAACUAUUUAUGUUUUUGAAUAAAUCAUUCAUAUCACCAAUAAAAUCCAUCAUUGAGAAACCAA
This is a messenger RNA of Apodemus sylvaticus (European woodmouse), 5582 nucleotides long. RefSeq names its product glucosaminyl (N-acetyl) transferase 1 (gene Gcnt1). The coding region runs from base 500 to 1786 and encodes 428 amino acids. The transcript is spliced from 4 exons. Gene Ontology annotation, molecular function: beta-1,3-galactosyl-O-glycosyl-glycoprotein beta-1,6-N-acetylglucosaminyltransferase activity. Lineage: Eukaryota; Metazoa; Chordata; Mammalia; Rodentia; Muridae. The record is from RefSeq and is a predicted model, not a curated record. Gene Ontology annotation, cellular component: membrane.